Molecule: messenger RNA, 594 nt
Organism: Pelobates cultripes (western spadefoot toad)
Lineage: Eukaryota; Metazoa; Chordata; Amphibia; Anura; Pelobatidae
Source: the annotation of a GenBank genome assembly
AUGCGGCCGACCUCCCAGCCCAUCACGGGCGAGGCUCCAACUAAGUACUUGAUACCCCACUAUACCCCACCUUUGGACCGGGGGGGUGAUAUCAGUCCCCACCCUUACAGCUACCAUGUCCCAUCAGAGAGCUGCAGUUGUGUGGUUAGUGCCUGCAAGCCCAUCGGAGAUACAUCCAAAAUGGCAGACGCCACGAGUACAACUAUUCUAGGUGGUGAAGUACUCCUGAUUCUUCAGCGCUUAGAGGCCCUCUUCAACGAUUUUUGGAGCACACUGCAACACCGGCAGACCCUUCCUGAGAUUGUGGAAGCUCCAGAGAUGACCCGCCAAGCCCCGAGCCAUCCUGCUGCUUCUGCCAGAGGUCUCACAUGCCGGAGGUGGAGGAGGCCAUGUCGGCGCAUCUUGAGGAGGGCGAAAUGCCGGCUAGCCCCGCAACCACUAACCUCCAGAAUCUGCAUGAAAGUCUACCAGGGGUAUGGAGAGGUAGAGGGAAGGCAACUGCAGGCGCACAAACUCCUGCUGACAUCUCUGGCUCUGAGCCUGAAGACCCAGGCAACAUGGGACUCUGAUCUCCCUGCAAUGGGGAUAGGUUGA